CCCAAAAUGAUCACAAGCAGCAACAAGAAUGAUAUAUGUACUGAAGAAGACGAUGAUGAGGAGGAGGUGAUCAUCACAUCGAAACUUCAACUUGUCUUAGCCGCGAAAUCGAGAAAGCUACAAUACAUGUCAUCACCAGUAGUAAGUCACCACGUGUCAAUGUCACUCUUGUCGUCCCCUGAUGAUUUAUCACACACUCGCGCUUCUGUUCCUUUCUCCUGGGAAGAAGAACCUGGCAAGCCUAAACACCACCAUGCUCUUCGAGCUCCUCUUAACUCCAAGCGUCUUCAUUUGCCUCCGAGACUGCUCCUUCCUGUUGCGUUUACCAAAACGCCCCUGGCUUCAGAUCAUCAUCUUCUCCCCGGUUUGAAACGGUGGUUCCGGUGGAAGAAAGAUAGAGCUGAUGAUGUGACCGGAAAGUGUAGUUUCGUCUUUCCAUCAGAAAAUGGAAACGAAACGAAAAUCACUAGACCUGGAGAUCUCUGUUCUUUCUCUGAUAUCACUAGGUGUUACUUCUGGGGAGUUCCAUGGAAGAAGAAGCAGCUGAAAAAAGAUGGCUUUUGAAAGGAGAUCGUGUCUAUAAAAUUUGUCACCGGAGUACUUGUCUUCAGUCUCUUGGGCCAAUCUGGGCUAUUUUAGGCCUAACAUAUUGGCCCAAUAAAAACAAUU
Messenger RNA from Eutrema salsugineum, 669 nucleotides. RefSeq lists its product as uncharacterized. The coding region runs from base 7 to 564 and encodes 185 amino acids. The transcript is spliced from 2 exons. Lineage: Eukaryota; Viridiplantae; Streptophyta; Magnoliopsida; Brassicales; Brassicaceae. The record is from RefSeq and is a predicted model, not a curated record.